AUGUCCGUUGCAACAAGUGUUGCAGAAAACAAGACCAGUGAUACUAACAAACUGGAGUCAGUGAUACAGAGGUUGGAGGAGAGUGUUUUAUCUGAUGAGAAGAGACUGACCGUUCGAGGCCCCUCGCCGGAUUCUCCCCCUACAUGUCUACCAGCAAGAGUUCGUGAGAUUGUCACACAAAACCUCAACGAAAACUCCACGGAGGCCAUGUCCUCUGUCAUGUCCCUCCAGGAGGAGAACAGAGUCCUUCAGGGAGAGCUGGCCAAACUAGAGGAUCUUUUGGCCCACAGCAGAGCAGACCGCGAUGAACUGGCAAUCAAGUACGGCGCUAUCAGUGAGAGGCUGGAGCAGACAUUACGUUUCGAUUCAGGGGACGGCGACCGUGACUCCCCAGAGUCUCGCAGUCUGGCUCAGCAGAAUGUGGAUCUGCGUAGGCGACUAGAUGAGGAACAGGCAUCCUACAAGAGAAAGCUCACUGCGUAUCAGGAGGGACAGCAAAGGCAGGCACAGCUCGUGCAGAAGUUGCAGGCAAAGGUUCUUCAGUACAAAAAGAGGUGUGGCGAUCUGGAACAGAUGCUGCAGCAGAAGUCGUCAGACUUUGAGAAACCUAGGCUGAGUGAUUCCAGUGAAACUUCAAAUGGUCGUUGUGCAGACGAACCAGGCAGCAACCUGGAGGAUGCUUUAAUCCGUCUGGAGGAAGAACAACAGAGGAGCAGCAGUCUUUCUGCGGUGAACGCCAUGCUGAGAGAGCAGCUAGAACAAGCCAGUUUGGCCAACGAGGCUCUCAGCCAGGACAUCCGCAGACUCACCGCUGACUGGACGAAAGCCCGGGAAGAACUGGAUCAAAAGGAGUCUGACUGGAGGAGAGAGGAAGAGUCUUUUCAUAGUUACUUCAGCAGUGAGCACAGCCGUCUGCUUGGUCUGUGGCGCCAAGUCGUUGGCUUUCGUAGGCACAUCUGUGAUCUGAAGAGUGCCACUGAAAGAGACUUGUCAGACAUGCGUAACGAGCUGGCUCAGGCAUCACAUUCUGCUCAGGUGUCCUGCACGAGUCUGUCUGCCACGCUGCACACCAGAGAGGGUGGAGCAGCGCUGGCUCUGGACCGCGAGAAGGCUGUCAGAGUCCAAAUGGAGCAGCAAUUGAGGGAACGCGUGACGGAAAUGAUGAACCUUCAGGCCAGGACAGAUGCAGAGAGGAGUGAGCUGAACCUUAGAUUGUCGGACGCGGUGCGUGAGGGGGAAAGACUGAAGGGCAAAGUUGAGGAGAAGGAGAGAGAACUUGUACUUCUGUCAAGGAGACUUGAGGAGCAGAGCAGUAAUGACGGUAGUGACAUGCAGCUGAUGAGAGCUCACACUGAGACACUGCUGGACACGCUCCGGGACAUUGCUCAGACUGUGUUGACAGAUGCUGAGUCGUCUUCGGAGGCAGACCAGGACAACUCUGCCGCUCCUUUGCUGGCCUUUAUCCAUGGUUCCUCCCCUAGCGCUACUCCUCGCAGGUCAUCCUCCCCUUCGAGGCUCACCUCGCUGUCUGCUACUACGGAGACAACCCUGUCGGCGCUACGCUCAGCAGUCACACAUAAGACGCUCCAGCUGCAGGAUGCUCGAGGACGUCUGCUGUCUGCCCAGUCCAGCAUUCUUCAGUUACGAAAGCAGCUCGCAGAGGCCGAAUCUGCUAGAAGAGAGGCAGAUCAGCGACAUCAAACGCUGCAACGAGAGCGCGACGCUGCACAGCGGGACAAGGAGACCAUGCAGCGAGAGAAGGACCGCCUUCGACAGGAGAGAGACACUCUGGCCAGUGAGAAAGUGAGUUUGGAGAAGAGCAUGAAGGCGGCGCAGAGCACUAAUCAGACUCUGCAGAUGGACUGUGAGAAGAUGCAGCUGGUUCUGACAUCCACGCAGCGGGAGAAAGACCACCAGAGGGAGGAGAAAGAAGCUGCCUUUCAGGAGAGGGACCGGGCAAAGGCUGAGGUUCAAAGGAUUCAGAAGCAGUGGGACCAGAGCGAAAGCCGAGCAUCUGCCCAACGUGGUGAGCUUUCUGCAGUGAAGGAAACUCACCAACAAGCUGAAGUAGAGAGGCAGUUGCUGGAGAAAGAGAGAUCUCAACUCUCUGAAGCACUCACUCGGGCUGAGAGCAGCAAUGCAGAACUGUCUUUACUGAUUAAUAAGCUCCAAUCUGAGGAUGCAGCACUCAGGGACUCUUUGGCCAAAAUGGGCAGCAUGAAUGAGGCGCUGUCCCAAGAUAAAAUCGAUCUCAACACCUACAUCCUUCAGCUGGAGGAAGAAAAGGCUCUGCUGCUCACUCGGAAACGCGAGGCCGAGCAGGAGAAACUGACCAUCAGAGAUGAACUGGUCCGGUUGGAGCAGGACCGAAUGGAGCUGGACUCCACCCGCAUCACUCUGCGCCAGUCGCUACAGGACACUGAGCUAACCCGUGUGGGGAUGGAGGCGGAGCUCCACACUCUCAGGGCUGAGAGACUUAAGCUGCAGGAGAAAGUCACGCAGCUCUGCGCUGAGGUAACCUCUCUGGGUUCUGAGCUAAGCCUUGCCAGAGGAGAGGGCCAGCGGAACGAAGCAGCCUUGGAGGAGGCGGGGCGCAGCCGGGCAGAACUAGCGAGAGACAAAGCAGCUCUUCUCGUCCAGCUGACGGCAUCAGAGAGAGAAAACAGCGCACUUUCGGAAGAAUUGUCUGCUUACAGGUCUGAGCGUGAGUCUUUGGAUGCUACCCUGUUUGAGGUACAGCAUCAGCUUGCUCAGGUGGAGUCUCACAAAGAGCAACUUUUAGCAGAUAACCAAAACCUUCGAGUGCGCACGGACACAGCAACAGCUGAGCUACGGCGUGCUCGAUCUGAGGCAGAGAGCGCGCUGGUCCAGGCUGAAAAGGAGAAACACACUUUCACUCAGACUCUGAAUACAGCGCAUCUGGAGGCCCAGCAAGCUUUACGUAAGGCUACCUGUGAACAUAAGGAUGAAGUUGAGAAGCUUGUCGCAGAAAAGGAGUCCUUGAGGCAGAGCCUCACAGAAGCCCAUGAUGGCACUCUGAGGAAGCUGAGGCAGGAGUUGGAGGAAGAGAUUCACAAAGUACAGAGAGAAAAGGAUGAGCUACAGACUGAUCUGAAGACUGUUCUGCACGAUCGAGAUCAGAGCCUGCUGCAGGCAGAAACAGAAAAACAACAGGCUCUGUCACUGAAGGAGGCUGAAAAAGCAGCGUUGUGUGACAGAGUGUCUAGUCUCCAGGCCGAGCUGUCAGCUUUGACCCUCGAGGCUGAGCGCAAGGCCCGAGCAUUGGCUAUUUGCAAAGAGCAAGAACAGGCCAAAGUUGGCGCUUUAACCAGUGCGCUGCAGGAGCUUCGGUCACAACUCGAGGAUGCAUCCAGUCUUCACGAAAGGGACCUUCAAACUCUGCGAGAGACUCUUGCUGACUUUCAGUCGCGUGCUGAUAGUGCCGUCAAAGAGCUGGACAAGUGCAGAGCUUCUCUGGCCAUCAGUGAGGAGAGUCGAGAUGAGCUCAGGCGAGAAACGCUGGAGACCGAGCGUCGUCUCAACCAAGCAAAAGACGAGGCGGAAAACUACAGAAGGGAAGGCACAGAAAUGCGUCGCAGCCUGAGUGACAUCUCUAAGGAGAGAGAUACUCUCAGCCAGUCCAACUGCCAGCUUAGGGAAUCUUUACGAGGGGCUGAGACUGAAAGGAUCAGUUUGAGGCGACAGUGUGAGGAGAAGGAGCAGCGACUGGUAGUGCUGCAGGAGAAUUUUUCAUCCACUCAAAAAGAAGUGACGGAGCUGCGUAGCUGUCUUCGGGAAGUAGAAAGGUCACGGCUGGAGGCACGACGGGAGCUGCAGGAGCUGCGCAGACAACUGAAGGUCCUGGAUGGAGAAAAGGAGCAGAAAGGCCGAGAGGUAGCGGAGCUACAGACCCGCUUAUCACUGGAGGAGCAGCGAGAAGAGGAGAGAGGGAAGGAGGUUUUUACCCUCAAGCACAAGUUGACUGAAGUCGAAAAUGCUCGAGACUCCCUGAAGAAAGAGCUCAGCUUGGUUCAGAAGCGGCUGGCCGAGUCAGAGUCUGCCUGGCGGCUCAGCGAGAGAGAACUGACCGCUCAGCUUCAGGAGGCCCGAGGCAGUGAAAAGAAGCUACAGGAUGAAGCCAAGAACUUGUCACUGCGCACCCAGGCGGCUCAGGACUCUGCCAGCAUAUACAGCCUGCAAUUGAGCGAGGCCCAGGGCCGCCUGGCCGCCACCGAGGCGGAGCUCACGCGGGCCGAGGCCUCUAGAAGAGACCUGGAGUUUCGUUUGAGCGGCCUCCAGUCGGCGCUGACCAGAACCCUGGGUAUUAGCGCUGGAGGAAGAGGGGUUCGAGGGAGGAGCCCCGGGGCAAGCUCUGCUUCAGCCAGCCCCGUGUCACGCCAUCACAGCAUCUCUCCGCUACGUUCUUCUCUCUCGCCUCCUAAAGAAUUUCACACCAGCACCCCUGACAAUACUCUGGGUUCCCGAGCCGUUUCUCCUGAAAGAGAAGGCACGCCUCUCCCUCUACACCAACCAGAUCUGGACCCUGACACUCUUCGAAGUGGUCUGAAGGACUUCCUCCUGGAGCUCCGUGAAGCACAGAGAGAGCGGGAUGACGCUUUGUGUCAGUUGGUGGCUUCUCAGCGAGAAGUGGACGAGCUGAAGGGGAAUCGAGACUUGGCACAAAGUCGUCUCGUCCAUCUGCAAAAGAACCUGCAAGAAUACCAAGAAGGCAAACGAGGCCUGGAUGAGCAACUGGCACAAGCUCAGCUUCAGCUUCACCAGCAGGAAGAGGCUGUCAGGAGAGGCGACAGAGAGAGGAGGACGCUCACCGACAGGGUGAAGGAGCUGGAACGUGUGCUACAGACCUUUGAGGUGGAGAAGAAACACACACAGGAACAACUGGAUAAGCAGCGAGCUGCUGAGGCGCGUCUGGAGGCUGAGAGGAAGCGACUCCGGGAGGCACUUGAGGCGUCCGAAGCGCGGACCACCCGGGUUGAGGUGGGACGACGGAGUCUGGAGGGGGAGCUGCAGAGACUCCGACUGAGCCUUGGAGACCGCGAGGCAGAGAGCCAGGUCUCCCGUGAUCGCUAUGAUGUUCUUCUCAAACAGGUAGCGGAAGGCGAAGGCCAAAUAUCCCUGUUGCAGAGAGAAGUGGAGCGACUAAGUCAGGUUCUGCGCAAAGCUGAGGAAAACGAAGCUGUGCUGCGAGAGAAGAACGCCUCCCUCAACCAGAGUCUGCAGGAGUUGGCGGCUGCUCACGGCAGCGCUCAGAGUCGCCUCACUGCUCUGCAGAAGGCUUUGAGUAUGACGGAGCAAGAGAAGCAACACCUUCAGGAGCGAAUCGAUGAAUCCCGCUUAUCGUUAAGCGAAGCCAGAAGGAACAUGGCCACCCUUAAUGAGCGCAUGCACAGCCUGCAGAGUGAGCUGCACCAGAGUGAGCUCCAACGAGAGGAACUGGAGUCCGAAUUCACCAAGACACAAGAGACUCUGCGGCAGCGUUCGGCCAGCCUUGCCGAGGCACAGCGCGGUGCUCAAGCGGCUCAGACGGAGCGAGCGACGGUGGAGGAACGUUUGCGAGCUCUUCAAAGGGCUGUGGCCAUGCUAGAAACAGAAAAGAAGGAUGCCGAGAGACAGGCUGUGAGGCUGGAGAAGGAUAAAAAUGCCUUAAGGAAUACGCUUGAUAAGGUCGAGCGUCAGAAGCUGAAGAGCGAAGAGGGCAGCAUGCGUCUUUCGGCCGAAAGAAACCGCUUGGAUCGUUCCCUGAACACGGCUGAACAGGAGCUGCAGGAAUCCCAUCAGCAGAUACUUAUACUGCAGACACAGCUGGCUGACAUGGAACAGUCCCACAGCUUGUGCGAGAGUUUGGUCAGGCAGCGUGAUGAGACCCAGCACGAGGCCGAGAGGCUUAGAGCCAGCUUCAGGGAUCUGGAGAAGACUUUCGACUCCAGGGAACGCACACAUCGACACCGGGUCAAAGGUCUGGAGGAGCAGGUGUCAACUCUGAAAGACCAGCUACAACAGGAGAUGAAACGACGGCAGCCUUCACUUCCGUCCUCAUUUCUAUCGACGCCUAACUGA
Nerophis lumbriciformis (worm pipefish) is the source of this 6078-nucleotide messenger RNA. The record is from RefSeq and is a predicted model, not a curated record. NCBI's taxonomy places the organism in Eukaryota, Metazoa, Chordata, Actinopteri, Syngnathiformes, Syngnathidae.